Messenger RNA from Diorhabda carinulata, 5303 nucleotides. RefSeq names its product palmitoyltransferase ZDHHC8 (gene Zdhhc8). Gene Ontology annotation, molecular function: palmitoyltransferase activity. The transcript is spliced from 9 exons. Gene Ontology annotation, biological process: protein palmitoylation. The coding region runs from base 120 to 1973 and encodes 617 amino acids. NCBI's taxonomy places the organism in Eukaryota, Metazoa, Arthropoda, Insecta, Coleoptera, Chrysomelidae. The record is from RefSeq and is a predicted model, not a curated record.
GCCUGUAACUAACUUCUCACCGUAGUGUUUGCUUUUGCCAGCCAUGUUGACCUGUGUGAGACUGUAUUUUCAGAAUUUCGCUAGAACUUAAGGGUGCAUCUGUUUAAAUAAGAAACAUUAUGCCCAAGUGUGAUGUUAAAACUAGAUAUAUACCGGCUACAUUUGCAUGGACGUUGCUCAUCGUUGCCACCUCUUUAUUCUUUUAUUAUCCGGCCCAGUAUUAUCUCGCAGAUCACCCAUGGGUUCCAGCAUGCCAAGGUGUUAUCACUUUCUUCGUCUUAGCGAAUUUCACUUUAGCAACUUUUAUGGACCCAGGAGUUAUACCCAAAGCACCUCCUGAUGAAGAUAGGGAAGAUGACUUUAGAGCACCUCUUUACAAAAAUGUUGACAUAAAUGGUAUUACUGUCAGAAUGAAAUGGUGUGUUACAUGUAAAUUUUACAGACCACCAAGGUGUUCUCAUUGUAGUGUAUGUAAUCAUUGUAUAGAGACUUUUGACCAUCAUUGUCCAUGGGUCAAUAAUUGUAUUGGAAGAAGGAACUACCGAUUCUUCUUUUUCUUCCUCAUAUCAUUAAGUAUACACAUGAUUAGUAUCUUCACAUUGAGCCUCAUCUUUAUACUAAAGAAUGGGGACGUUUAUACUAAACCACAGCCAAUUAUAGCUAUGGUAUUAAUGGCACUUGUGGCCUUACUUUCCAUACCAAUAUUUGGGUUGACAGGUUUUCACAUGGUAUUGGUAUCCAGAGGUCGAACUACGAACGAACAAGUAACUGGGAAAUUCAAAGGUGGUUACAACCCUUUUUCUAGAGGUUGUUGGGAUAAUUGUUGUUAUACUCAGUUUGGUCCACAAUUUCCAAGUUUAAUAAAACCACAUAAAUAUCACAUAAAACGAAAGCAUUGUCCACAUGGUCCAAUUGCUACGAUUACGAACGAAAGUCAAGUCAAAACUUAUAUGGAUAAUAGUAAUGGAGUUAGAAAUAUUAAUUCUAAUGCAUAUAAUAAAAUGUCACCGGGUCGUGACGGGUGCGAAUUAGACAUGGAACCUUCAGCGUCCCAAUCUCAAGACUGUGAACCGACGCCCCCAUUACAGAGGCACGGCUCAAAAAGCAAUUUCUUCCUACCGUCGGCGGCUACUGUCGACGUCGAAUCUCCAAGGCACCCAACACAAGUGUUGCCAACUCCAGGCAGGCCGAUGCCUCUUUACACUCGUAGCAGUCCCCAUCCUCGACCGAGAGGAUUAGAUUCAAAUCGCAGCGGUACUCCCGAUGCUUUAGGAGGACAACAAAGGCCGUCGCCUACGAUGCAGCAGAGGAUAAAAGCGUUAGGAGUACCAACACCUUUGACUCUUUCUACACCAGUCAGACGAUCUAACCCAAGUACUCCGACUCAGCCUCGAAGACCAGACUUCAUCGGUGUGGUUUACUCAAACCAAACCCCCCAGUACUACGACUUCCAGUCCCAGGAUAACCCUGUCCAACGCCAGAUGAUGCCCCAAGGAUACGGUAGUCCUCAACGUCGCUUCAUGUCCGAAGGAGAAUUGGUAAGACAAGAAGCCCAACUUUCGUACCCUAGAUCAAAUAAUACUGUGGAUAAUAUUAGAGAAUUAGCAAAUUCGCCCCAAAGAGGUGUUUAUAUGUGGAAAGACACUUCUCCCGGCUAUCCCCCAUCAGAUUUUUAUCGUUCGAACCCUACUAGUCCUACACAACAGUACACUACUCCUCCUAGAACCUACCACCCCGCUGCGAGAGGCGGCGUACCCGUUUAUCCGCCGCAAAGUCCUCAGGUGCAUAGAAAACAGUUGGGAGCGGGUACACCCACCAUAACGGAUAAUAGAAGAAGACCAAUGUCGUUUGUAAGGGCGUUGGAAAUGUCCGAUACAGUAGAUACUUCCCAGUGCUCAAGUCACAUGACCCAAAGGCCCGCCACUCCAGAUCGUACUAGUAUUUAUGACAUGAACUAUGAAAUUUCGGUAUAGGGUCGGUGUAGGCACUCUCGCUACGCCGAAUGAGUGCAUCUAGUUUCUCUGCAUCAGAGAAUGAGGUAAACAUUCCGUUUACUGUUUUAUUUUAUUUUCAUUCGGGUAUUGUGAAUUUUGCGGACGUGAUUAUUUAUGCACCUAAAAAAAAUUAGCAUUUUUGAGUAAUUGAAAGGAAUCACGUUAGCAAAACUCACUCAGUCUGUUCUCCAUCCCACGGACCUUAAAUAAAUAGAGAUCAAAAGUAGGGUGUGCUGGAAGCAAGUGUGGUGUAUUCAUAUUUCAAUUUAAAUUUCGAAUGUAAUUUUUAACAGGUUUAAAAUGAUCGUUCUUAAGUAAACGGUGUAUUCUUGGUGCUAAUAAUAGAAUACCCACUCAACGUAAUUAUUUUUCGGUGGAAGUAAGUUUAUGUAGCAACAAAUAUAACCUGACAUGACACAUUUUGAAACUAACUACUAAUUUUCCCCAUGUAUAAUUAACAAAAAACCGUUGGACUAAUAGUUAUGUGGAAACAAUAAGUAUGUUUGUGAUUAGGAUGUCAUGUACACUGCGAAGUUGGCAUUUCUGGAACCGUUGACGAUAUUCAUACUGAAUACAAUGUUUACACAAACACUCACAAUUACAGUGUCUGUCGCGCGUUUCGAUAACCAAGUUAUCGUCUUGAAGGUAAAUAGUCUCUGAAGACGAUAACUUGGUUAUUGAAACGCGUGCCAGACAGUGCAAUUGUGAGUGUUGGAUAUAUUGUGACCCCUUGUCAUUGUGUGCCAUUGGGGGUAGUCAUUCCAGCUGAUCUAAUAACACUGGUUAUCAAAUUUUAAACUUUUUCUGUCACGCGACAAUUUAUACCAAAUUUUGAAUGUACUAUGGCCACAAAACAAUAAUAUAUCAAUGGAAAAAAAUUGAUACAUCAUUUCUCUUCGUCACAUCAAUACGUAUAUUUUUAUAAACAGUACAAAAAUCACUAACAUUAAAAAUAUUCCUCAAGGUACAAUAAAUAGCUAUGAUUUUCGUGAAGGUUUGGCUUCUGGUCGGUCCCUUUUAAGUCUCCAAAUGUUAGUUGCUAGCAUUCCUACUCUUUUUUUCCCUUGAUAGCACUUUUCUAUUAAGGAAAUGUCCUGAUAAAUUUCGCUUUACUCGUCAUUAACAGCACCCAAAUCCUCGGAUAAGAAAUCCAGAUUAAAGUGCGUGUAUUUUCAAAUAUAUUACAUUCCAAAGGUUUGUAUGAAAUUAUAAGCUCAUUGAUUAAGUCUUUGUAAGUUUUUUGUUUAUGGUUUUCUAGGAAAUUUUGGACAGCAUUUACAAAACAUUUCCAGACGAGUUUUUCCAGAUCAUUCAGCUUUCCUUCAAAGUUUGUAUCCUACAUUAGUUCCCGUAUUUGUGGACCAAUAAAUAUUCCUUCUUUAAUUUUUACCUCGCUGAGUUUGGGAAAUUUUCCUUUCAGGUAUAAGAAUCCAAUGCCAUCUUUAGGCAUAGCAUUUAUUAAAUUUUUAAUCAGAACGAGCUUUAUAUGCAACGAUGAUAAAAGUAUGUUGUCAGGGUUCACUAAAGGAUCAUCUUUAACAUUCUUCUGCCCUGGAUUAAGUGAUCUACGCUUGGGCGAUACUUUCUUUAUGUAUUGACUUUUUCUAUCUCUGCUGUCCCAUACGAAGAUGAAACAGCAAUAUUUUAUGUAACCAAGUUAUAGCCUGAGCAAUGACUUUAAAAUCUCCACAAAUCUUCCAAACAUGUUCACUGUAUUUAAUUUUUCCAAGAAAGAACCUUAUGAUCUCAUAAGUCUCUUUCAUAGAUCCAUGGGCAACCGGCACUGAAAGACAUUUGUUCCCGAUGCAUAGUAACAUGCUUUCAAGCUAGUUUUUGAGGUGUCAUUGAACAGUCUCCAAUGACUUGUUUGUGUGUGUGUGUAUGUGCGUUUGCGAGAGAGAAAAUGGCUUGGAAGCAAGUCCAUCAGCCACAUAAUUUUUCAAUGAUACUAUUUGAAUACUAAUUUUAAUAUCCUUGAUAAAAUUUACUAAUAGAUCUAAAGUUUGUCGGGUAUCAAUGCUUAAAAUGUGUGUGAGGUCUAAAGGUAACCAAUAAUUUUGUUGACAAGUGAUUGUAACAAAUUGUUUGCUUUAUAAAUGUGAUUGCUGCAUCUGAAAAAACAUGAUUGAGAUCAUCACAAGAAUUAUCAAAACCGGUGCGCAGAUUGUAUAAUACCCAGCUUGGCCAGAUAGGGGGUGGGGUUUCUCCCAUGACCAGUCUUCAUUUUAUGUAUACUUAAUGAGGAAAAUUUCGAAGUUGUGUAUUUGAAAUUAUAGUUCUGAGGUUUUUUUUUGAAUGAAGAUACAUCAAAACAAUUAAAAAUCAUCACAAAGCUCAUGUGACCAUUGUAAUUACACUCAUCUUGGAAAGUUCAGGAUGUGGGAUGACUCUAGUUACCAGAAAUCUUCGUCUUCUAUGUCAUACGUUCAUAGGUGUAAAUGCUCUGAAAUUCCGUAGUCUCCGAAACUUCGAGAGAAUGUGGAUAAAGGUUUUGUUCUCUGCGUAUAAGAAUCUGCACGUUGCACUCACUCUAUAUGGGCUCUAAUCAGUAUCGGUGGACCAUCAAUGAUGCAACUGUUUUGAAACAAAAUCCAAUGAUAUAAUUGUAAUCACAACUAGCGAUGUUCAAUGUAAAACUAAUUCCGAAUCUGUAGGACAUGGACUGCGGGUAUCCGGCGUUUUGUACUUUUAUGAACGAAUGACUAAUAAACGGUUGUUAACAUUAUGACGAGCUUACUAAUGUUUAUGCUAAAAAUAAAUUCACUUAAUUGGGAUGCCUUCAUUCAUAUUUCAAACUUUAUUUUCAUUUAAUCUGCGUUUUCAUAUCAACUUCCCAAUUUGAGAGAGAAGAGACUCGUUUUUCUUUUAUUUUUGACAAUACUGUCAAUAAAUAUUUUUCCGAUAAUGAAAAUUUGGCAGCUACAUAAUCAAUAUUUCUGUCAAAUCCGUAGUAAGUUUAAUUAAAAAUUGAAUACACCGCACUUAAAUAAUUGUUGUUCAACUCCUAUGUUUAUAUUUUUAGUUAUUAUACUCUUGUAAAGACCCCGUAUUCGAGGCUUGUGUUGUUUUGUUGUUUUAAUGUUUUUUUUUUUGUUUAUGUUUCCUUAGCUCUAAGAAAUAUCACAUUUGUUUCUAAUUAUUAGAUUUAUGUAAAAAUAAAAUUCUAACAAAAGUGAGAGGCUGAUGUGUUCCACUAUAUAUAUUUUAUUUACAGGCGGAAUUCUUACCGUUGACGGUAACAAAAAUUUAUAAAAAAACUUUCUUUUGUUUUAAUUCUUGAACCAUUAAAUACAGUUUUAUAUAUCGUGA